Messenger RNA from Solenopsis invicta (red fire ant), 2202 nucleotides. RefSeq names its product guanine deaminase (gene DhpD). Gene Ontology annotation, biological process: guanine catabolic process. The transcript has 9 exons. Gene Ontology annotation, molecular function: guanine deaminase activity; zinc ion binding. Gene Ontology annotation, cellular component: cytosol. NCBI's taxonomy places the organism in Eukaryota, Metazoa, Arthropoda, Insecta, Hymenoptera, Formicidae. The coding region runs from base 646 to 1971 and encodes 441 amino acids. The record is from RefSeq and is a predicted model, not a curated record.
CCGCACUGUACCGGCAGUGGCCGACACUUAUAUGUUCUGUGACCGACACAACACUUAUAUCACUUUUUGCAUGAUUGGAAAGGUCUCUCGAAGUCCGUUUACCGUUAGGGGCCGUCUAUAAGUUCGGACGUGUUCGCCCGUCAAUGAUAUUUUUUUAACCGUCGAUUGUGCAUCACAAUCGGCCGCCGGAACGACUAUCGUCGUUCUGGGCUGAGCCUUGAAUUCACCUCGAGCGCUACCACAUUGAGACUUUGUAUUUCACAUUUGAGUUUUUGCAUCCCACAUAUAAGACGAGAUUUCACAUUAAAUUCUGAUUCCACUUUUAUCUUUGUGUAAUGGUCAAAUCGUCCCUGCGAAUCAAGACAGGGGACGGGUACCAGUAAAAUUGAACUUGAACACUUGUUGGAAAGGUCAAAUAAUAGGUUGCAUUCGCAAAGCGCGCUUUAUCAUAAAUACCAAUGAAUACGUUACACGUAUAAUAAAGAUAUACUAUCUACUGACACUGCUGAUGAUAUAUAAUACUCCUCGAACGCAGCCGAUUUGAGUGCGAGGGGAGAAGAGACGAGAGAUACAGCGAGCUAAUUGACAAAAAGAGAAAUUUUCUCGGUAGUUGCGUUGGUAUAAGCAUCUACAGGAGAUAUAACAAUGGUUAAAAAGUAUUUUAUAGGACCAUUGAUUCAUACAAAUGAUAGGGGAAAUUUGAUUAUUGAAAAGCAUACUGCUGUAGUUGUUGAGGAUGGCAAGAUUAUUAGCAUGUUGAAUCUUGAGGAGAACCCACCAUUGACUCACCAGACAGUACAUCAUGCCAUCAAAGGCGAUUCGAUAGACGAAGUUAAUAUUUUAUCACAUGGACAAUUUAUGAUACCUGGAUUUAUUGAUGGCCACACCCAUGCAGUUCAAUUUCCGAAUCUUGGACUGGGGUACAAUAAAUGUCUCUUAGAUUGGCUAGAAACUUAUACCUUUCCAUUGGAGAAAGAAUAUACUGAUAUGAAAUUCGCAGACAGAGUGUUCGAUGCUGUUGUGAAACGGACUAUCAGUAUGGGUACAACAACGGCAUGUUACUUUGCAUCUUUAUAUACUGAUGCGACUGUACUCCUCGUAGACAAAAUUGGCAAACUGGGUCAACGAGCUUUUGUUGGAAAAGUAAAUAUGAAUGUUCCGCGUGACGAUGGAUAUUACGAAAGCACCGAGAAGUCAAUUAAGGAUACUACAGCUUUGAUAAAUCACGUUUAUCACAGUUGGAAUCCACUUAUAAUGCCAAUCAUCACGCCAAGAUUUGCGUUGAGUUGCGAUAUGGAACUAAUGCAAGAAUUGGCCAAGAUCGCAAAAUCGAAAGGCUUACAUAUACAGAGUCAUAUCUCUGAAAAUAAAGCUGAAGUAGCAUCAGUGGAACAAGCGUUUCCAAAUCAACUUUCGUAUACAGAUGUCUAUGAUGCUGCUGGUCUUCUUACUGGGAAGACAAUAUUAGCGCACGGAAUCCACCUCACAGACAGCGAACUUGCCAUUCUCGAAGCACGAGAAACAUCUAUAAUUCACUGUCCUUCUUCGAAUUUAUACCUGAAAAGUGGUCUUUGCGAUGUGCAAAGGCUAAAAGCUAACCGUAUCAAAGUCGGACUUGGAACAGAUGUUUCAGGUGGAAGCAGUUACAGUAUGUUAGAUGAGAUAAGAUCGGCUUUAAAAGUAUCAAAUUGUCUAGCUUUGACGAAAGAGAAUUAUGAACCACUUAGUUACAAAGAUGUCUUUCAUAUGGCAACAUUGGGAGGUGCUAAAGCACUCUCAAUUGAGAAUAAAGUCGGUAAUUUUGUGCCGGGUAAAGCUUUUGAUGCUCUCAUUAUUGAUGUGAACGCGAAAGGCAGCUUGUUAGAUAAUUUCAGAGAAUACACGCUCAAGGAGAACUUUCAGAGAUUUUUAUACUCUGGUGAUGAACGUAAUAUAGUAGCAGUAUAUGUAAAUGGUAGGAAACUUAAAUAAGAACUUUUACCAUUUCUUAUUUUGUUUUACUAUAUUCUUAUUUUUAUAAUGCUUUAAUACAAGCUGUUAAAUAAAAGCAUUUGUGCAUUUUUUUAUUUUCUUACAUAAGUAUACAUUACUUAAACAUAGUCACUAUUUUGUAUAACAAAUUUGUAAGAAAAAUUAAAUAUAAAGCGGCAGAUGCAAUAGAUGAUGCGUAAAAAUAAAGACUAUUAAUUAUUUGAAUUGAAA